ACUGCUUGUUUCAGGAAGUGACGGACGGGCUCGUUUAAAUGUCCACGGUAGCAUGUCACGAGUUUGAAAAACGUUUGAGCGGGGUUUCUCUUUUUGUCUAACGAGGCAGGGGCAAUUCUGUCCCUCGGACAUGCGUUUCCACCUUUUUAUCGCAGCUGUGUCUUGGUUCGUUUGCGUUGACUCGCGGAAAAUAAGAGGGAUAUCUUCGUCCUACAAACGGUUCUACAGGGAGAGGAAGUCCUUUCUGUGCAUCGAUGGCUCAAAAAUCAUCCCCUUUGAGCAGGUGAACGACGACUACUGCGACUGUGAGGAUGGCUCUGACGAACCAGAUUGCUGCGACGCUUCCGAUGAAUACAACAGCCACGCUCGCUGCCAGAACACUUGCUGGAAUCUGGGGCAGAGAGAGCGAGCCUAUGUGGAGGGCCAGAUGAGGACCUUGGACGAGGGUUUGCAACUCAAGCAGCAGCUGAUUGAGGAGGGAGUGCUGCUCUGGAGGGAGAAGCAGGCCCAGCUCAGGGAGCUCCAGCAGGUAGCGGAGGACCUACAGAUCAAACUAGAGGAUCACAGGAGGAGGAAACACGAGGCCGACCGACGCAAAGAGCAAACGUUGAAGGCGCUGGAAGCGGGCGACGGUGGUCUCAGACUUCAGAACAACACAGUAUCCAGCAUGUUCCAGUCACUGGACAGCAAUAAAGACGGCAGUAUAACAGUGGAUGAACUCCAGGAUAAAGUGGCCCUCAUCCAUGAUGAGGAGCGGUCUCUCUCAGAGGAUGAAGCAGUGGCUUUGUUGGGAGGAGGCCAUCAGAUGGAUGUCACCAAGUUUCAACACACACUCUGGGACAUCCUGACAAAUGGAGACAGUGUCAAGAUCAAAGACACACAUGGUGCACUUGACAGCGUUGUGGAUGAGGAUCCUCACUUAAAGGCCGCUGACAGAGCUGCAAAGUGGGAGGCUACCAAUCUGAAGAAGGUAGAAGAAGCCUAUGAUACAGUCAACAUGGAAAUAAGUGAUCUCCGGAAGAAGCUGGCCAUAGACUAUGGAACGGAUUGGGAGUUUCUGUUUUUGAACAGCCAGUGUUACAAGCUGAAAGUAUAUGAAUACACGUAUACCCUGUGCCCAUUCAAUCAAGUCACACAGGAGAACACCGCAGGAACAGAGGUCUCGUUAGGGAAGUGGGGGAUGUGGGCAGGGACACCAAAGAACCAGUACAGUCAGAUGGUGUAUGAAAAUGGAGAGCCCUGCUGGCAAGGAGGUUCACGCAGCGCUACAGUCACACUGACAUGCGGAACAGAGACAGCCUUGCGAUCAGUGAAGGAGCCCAGCAAAUGCCAGUACAUCAUGGACUUCCAGACACCCGUGGCCUGUCAGCCGGUGCUAAAGCAGCGGGGCAUACACAGUGAACUGUAACCCCUUCCCCUACUGGCCUAGCCUACAUUAACCUAGCUAUGCCUACCCUGCAGUGACAGGCUGGGGAUGGGUAGGUCCCCUCUAACAUCUGUUAUCAGAACACAGACUUCCACAAAAUCCUCGCCAAGGUCAGAAUGUUUUUUUUUUGUAACUCUUCUCAGACCACUUUAGUGUUUGUUGUUCCAGUGCCGAUUUAUUUAAUGUGUUAGCAAACACAAGUAUUAAUAACAAUGCAGUAUAUUCUUUUAUAAGGGUUUACAUUUAAUUCUCAGCAAGAUUAAUAUGUAAAUAAGACCCAACUACAGUUGACCAGUGUAUUAUGACAUCACCACUAAUGUUACUUCUGCUUAUUCAUAAGCACAAGUGAAAGGACUGUGUCCUUCUACUUCAUUAUACUUUUAUUCAGUAUUUUUUUUUUUAAGAACUCCAUGUUAAAACUGAAACCAACAUUAAUUGGAAAGUAGUCUCCUACAAAUCCACUGCUUAUUCCUGUGUUAUUAACGCUUUCCAGAAUCUAAAGUAACCAUCAGCUUUUUUUGGUCAUUAUUUGACCCUGUUUAAAAUUGUAAGCUGUGUCAUUUGUUUUUUUUAGAGAUCUUCAACUGACAGAUUGACGAAUUGUUGGUUUUCCUGUUUAAAUCAGAUGUGUUGACACUAGAAGCACUUUAAGACUUCUCCUUGACUGCUGUAUUUACUGCAAUCCACAAGAAUCAAUAAUUUUACUAUGUAGAUGGUUGGAAAAAUUAAUUAAAUGAGAUUGCUAUGAAUCGAAAAACUGUCCCUCUACCUCACUGCUUUUACUACACAAUUGAUUCUACUUUUAAUGGCUUAAUUGUAGAGCUGCAACAAUUGAUCGCCAACAAUUUUAAUGUUAAAUUAAUCACUUCAAUUAGUUUUAUGGGGGAGAAAAAAAAGUACCCUGAUUUCAGCUUCUUGAUUAUUUUCUGAUUUCUGAAGUUGUUUAGAGUAUUCAAUAGUGCAGACUUUUAGUUUAGUGUACAUUAUGCACAGCACUGUCUAUGGCAAUUGUGAUUACAUGCAUGACACACUAUCAUCCUAAUUUUCAAACUACAGAUACAUUAAUAUAUAGU
Messenger RNA from Scophthalmus maximus (turbot), 2499 nucleotides. Its product is annotated as glucosidase 2 subunit beta. The transcript has 14 exons. NCBI's taxonomy places the organism in Eukaryota, Metazoa, Chordata, Actinopteri, Pleuronectiformes, Scophthalmidae. Bases 131 to 1408 code for a protein of 425 amino acids. The record is from RefSeq and is a predicted model, not a curated record. Gene Ontology annotation, molecular function: protein binding; calcium ion binding. Gene Ontology annotation, cellular component: glucosidase II complex. Gene Ontology annotation, biological process: N-glycan processing; liver development.